AUGAUAUCUACCACGGCCCAGUUCAACACAUCCGGUUUCUCUGGCUCUGUGUCGACCUACUUCACCAUUGGGACAAGCGACUCCCCUAUCAUUACAAUAUUCUUUGGACAGGAAAUCAUAUUAAAGAUGCAGAAAGAAAAGACCUUCACGUUCGUGUUUGUCCUGCAGGUGCGUUCUUCAGGCACAGUUACACAAACCUUCAGCUCUAUGGCGUCAUUAAUAGCACUGACUGGCAUACGACAAGACACCCCAGACAUCCGCGCAGAAGUGAACGAGGAGGGAACAGACACCACCACUUUCGUGUCUGCAUUGGACAGGGUGAACAAAACCUCCACAAGCAACAACACAGAGUGUCUCUAUACCAUGGAGUUGAUCCUGCAGAAAAUCCAAUUCACUAAUGCGGUAACAGGUGAAUUAUACCCGUGUGAUCUGGACAACCAGGAAAAUGCUGAGCCCCCCUAUGUGGAAAUUAGAGACAAAUAUAACAACACCCACAUCAAGAGAUACUGUUACCUGGACAGAAAUGAGAGCAUACACUCAUUCGGUGACCAGAUGUUUGGCUAUAUCGUGACCAACGGAGAUCCAAAUAUUGUUCCAGAUAUUCGGGCGAUUCAAAUCAAGGAAGAGUACUGCUGCGGCGGCGUCUUCUAUGGGGCCUUCCGCGAGCCCCUCAUUAUACCGUCCCCGGACUAUCCCCAAUACAAGCCCCACAUGCGAUGUCCUUUCGUCUUUAGGUGCGACGAGGACUUCGAAGACUGCGUCAUCCGGCUCGAAUUCGAAAGCUUCAACCUCGCCUCCAACGACCUCAGCCGAAGCCGUCGCCAAGCGCUGAACGAAAGCGACUUCGGGAACGGCACCGACGCCACCACGCUCGCCCCGUACGUUCCGCCGACCGGCUCCGACUUCAACAGGACGAUCUGCGCCGGCGAGGACGUGGUGCGGGUCAGUCAGUGCGACUCCAUUUCGGCGAUCAACGGUCGAGAGUUCUGCGCAGACAACCCUCCCUCGCAGGUCUACACAGGCUACAAAGAAGUGCUGCUGUACUUCGACUCGAACGACGAAAGGCAAGACCAGGGCUUCGUGAUCAAAUUCACAGCAAAGGACAGGAGGAAAUGGAUUUACUCUGACGCCGAACUCAAUCCGCAGUGCACGUGCGCGCACAACCUCCCCAACCAAAUAAGGAAGUACUUUAGGAAGAGGAAUAAGAGCAAGGCCAAUAAAGCGAAGGCAAACAACGAGUCCCUGCGGCGCGUGAGGAGAGAAGAGAGGGAGAACCUUAAGGAGAGAAGAAUGGCCGAGAGGGAAGGCAGAAUCCCUGAAAGGAAGAGGGGGAAGAUGAAGCCACAGAAUGAUGGGAAUAGGGAUAAGAGCGAUAAGGAUAAGGACGAGAAGAGAGAGAAGGACGUCGAGGGUCCAAAGAGUAGGAAGAUGAAGCCACAGAAUGGUGGGAAUAGGGAUAAGAGCGAUAAGGAUAAGGACGAGAAGAGAGAGAAGGACGUCGAGGGUACAAAGAGUAGGAAGAUGAAGCCACAGAAUGGUGGGAAUAGGGAUAGGAGCGAUAAGGAUAAGGACGAGAAGAGAGAGAAGGACGUCGACGGUCCAAAGAGGAGGAGGAUGAAGAAAAUGAGGAAAACGGAAGGAGGAGGCAAGAACGACGAGGACCAAAACAAGGGAAAGAACGGAAGAGACAAAGAAGAAAAGGACGACGAGAAGCCAAAGAAGAGGAGGAAUAGAAUGAAGGCAGGAGGCAAAGACAAAGACGCCGAGAACCAAAAUAAAAAGAACAAAGACAGAGAAAGCAAAGAUAAUGCGAACGGCCCAAAGAGACAGAGGGAGAACGGAGGCAGAGGCAGCGAGGAGAACGCUGAACGCCGAAAGAGGAAGAGGAAGAAGACCGGAAACUCGGACGAAGGAAGGAAUGAGAACGAACCAAAGAAGCUCGAGAAGGACAGACGGAAGGACAGGUUGCAAGAGAAUAAGGCGCAGAGACUUCAAAGGAAGAACAAGAAUGAAGACGAGGAUAUGCCCAUGUCGCGAGCCCUCAACGCGAGAACAAACAGGAAACGGCAGCAGUUCCCAUGGCUGGUCAGCGUGGUUCAGUAUGAACUACCUCUCGUGGGAGACAAGGUCAAAGAUGAUCGCAAAAUUGAGAGAUUGUGCGGUGGAACGCUUCUUAGUGACAGAUACAUCCUCACAACGACCUCCUGCUGUACUUAUUGCAAAUUCCUUUGGGAAAAGAAGAACAAGAAGAAUAAUUCGCGGAAGAAGAGAGACGCAGAAGGAGAGGGCAAUAAUAUGACAAAUAAGAGAAGAAGGAAUAAGGGAGAAGCUAAGAAGGGCGAAGUCAAAGAAGGGGAAGACAUGGAUACAGAGAAGAAAGAUAACAAGAGGAAAAGAAGAAAGAACAAGAAAACGGAUGAUGAGGAGGGUGGCAAGAACAGGAAUAGAGACAGAGAGGAAGAGAGGAGGAACCAGAGGAAAGCAGAAAGAAAGGAGAGAAGAAACAGGAAGAACGGCAGCGAGGGCGAUGAUGAUAAGAAGAAAGACAAGAAGAACGGCAACGAAAACAAUAACGAUAGGAACAAGAGGCAGAGGAAUCGGAAUCGAACGCAGAAAGGAGGCAAGAAGGAAGACAAAGAGAACGGCAAUAAUCGAACGAAGAAAGGAGGCAAGAAAGACAAAGAGAACGAAAGGGAAGACACGAAUAGGAAGAACCCCAACCCGCGACAGAAGACGAAGAAGCGAGAUCCGUUCAAGAAGGACGUGGCCGCCAUCAUCGGCGAAGGUCGUAUCAGUAUCAACAAACUCGGGGACAUUCAACCACAGAAAAUUGCUCGUAUUUUCAUCCCUAGCGACUGCUACGACAAGAUGGGCAAGACAGAGCUAAACGGCGAACCGCUGUACCCGGUCGAGUGCCCAGUCAUCCUGAAGCUGAAGAAGAAACAGAAGUUCAACAGGUUCAUUAAGCCCAUGUGCUUACCGAUUUUCGACAAGAUCAAAAUCAACAAGGAAAGAGCGGCGUCGAUGGGUUACGGGAUCAGGAAAUCGACGAAGAGAGAACCCUCUAAGAUACCGGCUGAAGUGAUAAACAUGCGCGUGCUGAAGAAGUGCGAGAAGAGGCUGAAGAUGAAGCUGGACAAGACGAUGAUCUGCACGAAGGGAAAAAAAGAGCGGACACAUGUGCUUCUACGACGAAGGUUCGCCGCUCUUGAAUGUCAAAGUAACUGGCGAUGGAUACAAGCAGCAUGCCAACCUCUACGGUGCCUUGGUUGUGCCAAGCUGCGUACUUGAAAAGAAGAAGAAGAAGGGCAAAUCCCGAGCGAAACGAGACACCAACGAAAAUGGACAAAAGAGAAAAAGGCGAAAGCAGAGAAGAAGGGA
Molecule: messenger RNA, 3381 nt
Organism: Penaeus vannamei (Pacific white shrimp)
Lineage: Eukaryota; Metazoa; Arthropoda; Malacostraca; Decapoda; Penaeidae
Source: RefSeq, a predicted model, not a curated record